AUGUCUACGUACUCGAAUCAUGAAAAAUCAAAAACUGGUAUAAUCAAAGAACUGGAGACUGUUUUAAAAGCUGCAAAAUGUUCACCAUAUACCGCAAAGGAUUGUCUUUCGAGUGAGAUUACUCAAAAUAUCUGCAACGUGAUCGAAGCGAUAUUCAUACAUGGCUUGAGGGAUCCAUUCUUUGUAAAAGGAUCUAGAUACGCCAAAUAUCCCGAGCCGAACUUCUGGCCAUUUGUCUCAAAAUAUUCGCAUAAAAGUAUAACAUCAGAGAUCAACUCCUUGAAGCAGAUCAAGUCAGAAAUUGGUCGCGGAAGGGCUUGGAUUCGAAUUGUUGCCAAUCAAAAUUCUCUAGAGCAUUACGUUCAGUUACUUCUUAGCGAGACGAAGGCCAUAAAGCAAUUCUAUGACGACAAUGCUCUAAUCCGGGAUGUAGAACAAAUGGUU
Molecule: messenger RNA, 444 nt
Organism: Cooperia oncophora
Lineage: Eukaryota; Metazoa; Nematoda; Chromadorea; Rhabditida; Trichostrongylidae
Source: the annotation of a GenBank genome assembly